Cantharellus anzutake is the source of this 1677-nucleotide messenger RNA. RefSeq lists its product as uncharacterized. The record is from RefSeq and is a predicted model, not a curated record. Bases 1 to 1677 code for a protein of 558 amino acids. The transcript has 8 exons. NCBI's taxonomy places the organism in Eukaryota, Fungi, Basidiomycota, Agaricomycetes, Cantharellales, Hydnaceae.
AUGAUGGGUCUUUUACAGAAGGGCGCAUCUGAACGUGUGAUCCACACUUGUAAAUGGUGCUGCGACAUGUCAUACUCCCCUAAUAAUGCCAACUCUUCCGAGUCAAUUUCCCCCCAAUCCCCUUCUUCCUCUUCACUGGCCGGCUCCAUGGCUGUAGACGAGGACUGGGCCGCCUUUUGGGUCUUUUUCUUCUUCGUCUUCGUCACUGCCGGCGAUGAGGCCUUCCUUUUCCUCGAGCUUUUCCUCGAGCCCUGUGCACCUCGCCGUCAGCAUCUUGCAAUGAUCGACGCGUUGUUUACUUAUCAGCCUGUCCUUCUGCCUCCCCCUCACCUUAAAACACGGUUAUCAGCUGUCGUACGAGCAUGUAACCUGACGUUACCUCCGGUCUUGCCUCCUGGCGCCGCCAUCCUGCCUUUGCUGAACACGCGCCCCCCAACCUUUGCCACCCUCUUCUCUGCUUGGAUUAUUCCCGCCUCUAGCUCUGCAGAGAUUGAUGGUUGUGAGCUGGAAGGUGGUGGCACGUCUGGAGACAUGGUGGAAAUAAGAUGUGGGAGAAUGAAUCAUAUCCAAGAAAUCCUGCAAGACGAAAACGCGGAUCAUGUCAACAAUCUCGUCGAGGUACUCAUGCGCCUCCGAGACAAACUCAACACAAUGGACCACAUUCUCGGUCCUCGGAACCAAGAUGAGGGUGGCGAUGGGAAUGCCAACGGCAAUGGGGGCAGCGGUGGAACCACCAAUAGAGGCCCUAACCCAAUUGCGAGUCGUACAAACACGCAAGCGCCAUGGGCGUACGACAUGCAAGAGAUGCAAAACCUUGCCACCGAAGGCCCAAUGCCCUUCGAGACCCUCCGCGAUCAAAGUUGGUUCAUGCCCGACACGCUGCUUAACUCUCGCACCAAGACUGGAUCGAAGCGAAUCACUCUAUGCGAGAUCAACACCCUUCGUAUGCGUAUUGGACUAAUGGGAAUCCCUGCCAUACGGCUGCGUGAUUGGGUGAGUUUCAUCCAGCUCCGCUUAGAGGAGCCCCCCGACAUGACCUCAAUCAUUUCCAACAGUGAUCCCUUGUCCCAAUUCGACAAGAUCGUCGAUCUCCGGAGUAGGUAUACCCACAGUGGGUCGUUGAAACGGUUUGCAUUGGAUACCCUAGAGGCUCUGCUCGUGCUUGUGGAAACAGCAAGCUAUAUCACUCGCGAAGAUGUCCAGACACCCAUCUCUCCCACUUUUGAGCACAUCUUGCGCUCUCGUUACUCGGCAGACAACACGAAACAUCCAUACGACGGUUGCUCUCUUAGCAAGGAAAUAACGGCUACUACACACUGGCUGAACUCGUAUUUCUACAAACAAAUCCUGAUCGAUCAGUGGGGCCCGGUCGUCAUCCUUGCACCACCGUUUUUCAUUGACUUUUAUCGGAGCACGGUUUUUUCGAAACGAUUUGGACACCCUGAGAUCGACAUUUGGAUCGGUUUGUGUGAUCACCAAGGGUGUACCCCCGUCGACGAUCGCAAGAUCGAUGCCAUCCAUGCACUUGACAAGUUGAUGCGUGUAGCCUUUGACCACGAGGUCGCAGGAUAUGCUCGUGGGUUGGCAGUCCAAUUACAUUCUUACGAUGUCGCUACCCGUCGCAAACGUCGUCAUGGGCAUGACAGGAAUCAUGUUCCGACUGUCACCGUGAUCUGA